Messenger RNA from Pelmatolapia mariae (spotted tilapia), 945 nucleotides. It is a transcript of the gene hsd20b2, whose product is annotated as hydroxysteroid (20-beta) dehydrogenase 2. Gene Ontology annotation, cellular component: endoplasmic reticulum. The coding region runs from base 1 to 945 and encodes 314 amino acids. The record is from RefSeq and is a predicted model, not a curated record. The transcript has 11 exons. Lineage: Eukaryota; Metazoa; Chordata; Actinopteri; Cichliformes; Cichlidae. Gene Ontology annotation, molecular function: oxidoreductase activity.
AUGUUGUUUGCUGACCUACUGGCCAUCAUUGGAGGAAUGACUGUGACUUUCUACCUUCUGAAAAUCACUUGGAGAUGUUGGUGUGGAUUUAGAGAGUUUGUUUUAUCAUCAAAAUGGCAAGUGGACUUGAGAACAUACGGACAAUGGGCAGUUGUCACCGGUGCCACAUCUGGUAUUGGUAAAGCUUAUGCCACUGAGCUGGCACGAAGAGGCCUGGAUAUUGUUUUAAUAAGCAGAUGUGAUAACAAGCUUCAAACUGUUGCCAGAGAUAUCGAGGGUAUGUAUGGAAGAAAGACUCAGACCAUCCCAGUGGACUUCACACAUGGCUACAGUAUCUACCCUGCCAUAGCCAAGGAACUACAAGGCCUGCAGAUUGGAAUUCUGGUUAACAAUGUGGGAAUGACCAGUACUGACUGUUUUGCCUAUUUCCUGGAAACACCAGAUGCUGAACAGAAAAUCACUCAGGUGAUCAACUGUAACAUACUGUCAGUCCCUCAGAUGACCAGACUGGUUCUCCCAGACAUGGUUAAAAGAGGAAAGGGGCUGAUCAUCAACAUCUCGUCUAUGACAGGUGUCCAUCCACAGCCUUUGUUGACGCUUUACUCUGCCUCCAAGACUUUCGUAACAUACUUCUCUCAGUGUCUCCAUGCAGAGUACAAGUCAAAGGGAAUUACUGUCCAGUGUGUGGCUCCCUUCCUGGUGUCCACCAACAUGACAAAAAAUGUGAAAGUGAACAGCUUCAUGAAGAGCGCUACAGCGUUUGCUCGUGAGGCUUUGAACACCGUGGGUCACUCCAGCUGCACCACUGGCUGUCUAUCACACGCAGUCCAGAAUGCGCUUCUCACAAUACUCUUGCCGGACCGUCUUCGGAUGUCGACAUUCCUCAUUAGGAAACUACGAAGCUCAUGCAAGAAAAACGAUUGGACCGGUGAAAAGGGGGAGUAG